This is a messenger RNA of Drosophila bipectinata, 1745 nucleotides long. Its product is annotated as cytochrome P450 6a9-like. NCBI's taxonomy places the organism in Eukaryota, Metazoa, Arthropoda, Insecta, Diptera, Drosophilidae. Gene Ontology annotation, molecular function: iron ion binding; oxidoreductase activity, acting on paired donors, with incorporation or reduction of molecular oxygen; heme binding. The record is from RefSeq and is a predicted model, not a curated record.
UCAGUGAGUUUUCGAAGGCAGACGAGAUACCAUAUGCUUCUGCUGCUAGCCGCCGGCUUUUUUUAUCGCUACUCUGACGUCAUGGGAGUCCAGGCUUUCCUCAUAUCAGCUGUAGUUUUGCUCAUCACUUACCUUUUGGUCAGAUGGCGGCGCACCUUGAAUUACUGGAAAAAUGCGGGAAUCCCAUGCGAAGAGCCCCACAUCCUGUUGGGGAGCCUGGGUGGCGUCCAAUCCAAGCGAUCGUUUUGCGACAUUUGGACAGAUUACUAUAAGAAGUUUCGGGGAUCUGGACCCUUUGCCGGCUUCUAUUGGUUCCAAAAACCAGCUGUCUUCGUCCUAGAACCUUCGCUGGCCAAACUGAUCUUGAUUAGAGAGUUUAACAAGUUUACGGAUCGUGGCUUUUAUCACAACACAGAGGACGAUCCAUUGUCCGGGCACCUUUUCAUGCUGGACGGCCAGAAGUGGAAGUCCAUGAGAAACAAACUAUCUUCCACGUUUACCUCCGGAAAAAUGAAGUACAUGUUUCCCACUGUGGUGAAGGUGGGUCACGAGUUCACAGAGGUUUUCGGACAGACCCUGGACAAGAACAAUAUUGUGGAGGUAAAGGAUCUGCUGGCUCGCUUCACCACCGACGUGAUUGGCACAUGUGCCUUUGGGAUCGAGUGCAGCAGUCUUAAGGACCCGAAUGCCGAGUUCCGGAAUAUGGGCCGAAAAGCUGUUACGGACCAGCGGCAUGGGCCUCUGGGAAUCGCAUUCAUCAAUAGCUUUCCCAACUUGGCCCGACGUCUGCACAUGAAGAUAACCAAAGAGGAAGUGGAACACUUCUUCCUGCGAAUCGUCAGGGAGACGGUCAGUUUCAGGGAGCAGAACAAGAUUCGACGCAACGACUUCAUGGAUCAACUAAUAGAUCUUAAAAACAGUCCCCUAACCAAAUCCGAGACUGGAGAAAGUGUGAACUUGACAAUCGAGCAAAUGGCAGCUCAGGCAUUUGUGUUCUUUGCGGCAGGCUUCGAGACAUCAUCGACCACCAUGGGAUUUGCCCUUUACGAGCUGGCCCAGCACCAGGACAUCCAAGACCGGGUGCGGAAAGAAUGCAACGAGGUCUUUGGCAAAAGCAGCGAGCUUUCAUAUGAGAAUAUGAAGGAUUUGGUCUAUUUAGACCAGGUCUUGUCUGAAACCCUUCGCCUCUAUACCGUACUUCCAAUCUUGAACCGUGAGUGUCUUGAGGACUAUGUGGUUCCGGAUAAUCCAAAGUACGUCAUCGAAAAAGGAAUGCCGGUCCUGAUUCCCUGUGGAGCCAUGCAUCGCGAUGAGAAAUUGUAUCCCAAUCCUAAUGUCUUCAACCCAGACCACUUUCUGCCGGAGAGGGUUAAGGAACGCGAUUCCGUGGAAUGGCUUCCGUUCGGGGAUGGUCCUAGGAACUGCAUUGGAAUGCGUUUCGGCCAAAUGCAAGCCCGCAUUGGCCUAGCCCUCCUGAUCAAGGACUUUAAAUUCUCCAUCUGCGAGGAGACUACCAUUCCAAUGAAGUACAGCAAGGAGACUUUUCUCAUUUCAAGUGAAUCUGGUAUUUACUUAAAAGUGGAACGAGUUUAAUGUAAGCUUUAUUCAGAAAUAAAUAAAGCUGGCAUGUGGGAUUACAUCACUUUUAAACAAUCGAGGUCUCGACUUGAUUGUAAUUAAAAACUAUGACUGCACAUAUUGUAUAACAGAUUUAAAAAUACAUUUGAAAAAGUACGGAACAGUGA